Zygosaccharomyces rouxii is the source of this 1647-nucleotide messenger RNA. Its product is annotated as MFS transporter. Gene Ontology annotation, molecular function: fluconazole transmembrane transporter activity; xenobiotic transmembrane transporter activity. Gene Ontology annotation, cellular component: membrane. The record is from RefSeq and is a predicted model, not a curated record. Lineage: Eukaryota; Fungi; Ascomycota; Saccharomycetes; Saccharomycetales; Saccharomycetaceae. Bases 1 to 1647 code for a protein of 548 amino acids. Gene Ontology annotation, biological process: xenobiotic detoxification by transmembrane export across the plasma membrane. The transcript has a single exon.
AUGUACAUAGAUACGUACAGGAACAGUUUUGCAGUUGAUGUCUUAGAAUAUUUCAAACUAGUGAAACUAAACCAGGAAAUCCCCAAGAGAAGAAUCAGUAGUGAGGAAUCAAGUUUGCAACCGGAACAUGUCAAUAUUGAUGUUGAUGCCCUCGAAAAGCAGAGCUUCGAAGGGCCUAACGAGGCCGGUGAUAUCGAUGGUGCAGUGGAACAAAUGCAUGACUUCAAAGAUACGAGAGAUCCAUUUCUGAUUGAUUUCACAGGCCCUGAAGAUCCUGAGCAUCCUCAUAAUUGGUCAACUUUAAAGAAGACUAUAGUCAUCACAGAGGUUUCAUUACUGACGUUUAUCACAUAUAUGGGAUCAUCCAUAUAUACCCCAGGGCAAGAGCAAAUACAGCAGGAAUUUGGUGUGGGGCAUGUGGUAGCAACUUUAAAUCUGUCGGUUUAUGUUAUAGGGUACGGUAUUGGACCCAUAAUUUUUUCACCAUUAUCAGAAUUUGCCAUCUUUGGUAGGCAACAACUUUACAUUGUAACGUUAUUCCUCUUUACCAUGUUACAGGCAGGUUGUGCACUGGUGCAUAACAUUGCAGGACUUGUAAUUCUAAGGUUUUUGACAGGCGUAUUAUGCUCACCUUCGUUAGCUACAGGUGCUGCAUCUAUUGGGGAUGUUGUUAGACCUAAAUACGUUCCUAUUUUGUUAGGAUUGUGGUCUGGUGCAGCAUACGCGGCACCAUGUGUUGGACCUCUUAUAGGAGCUGCUAUGGUAAUCGCUAAGAAUUGGAGGUGGAUCUUUUGGCUAUUAAUGUGGAUGAGCGCUCUUCUUCUGGUUACCCUAAUAUUCUUCUUCCCAGAAACUAGUGAGGAUAACAUUCUACAUCGUCGUUGUGAAAGGAUCAAAAAGAUUACUGGUGAUGAUAGAUACUAUACUUUUAAAGCCAGGGAAGAAUCAAAGUUGAAUGCUAAGGAUAUCGCUAUUAUUGCUCUUUACAGGCCAUUUGAGAUUAUGGUGAAAGAACCAAUAGUGCAGGCACUAGACAUUUAUAUUGCCUUGACUUAUGGUAUUUUCUAUCUCUUCUUUGAAUCUUUCCCCAUUGUAUUCAGCGGCAUCUAUCAUUUCACAUUGAUAGAGCUUGGUCUAUCCUAUUUGGGAUUUUUAGUUGGUUCUUUUGUUGCUUAUGCUGCAUCGAUCAUAUUUUUACAUUAUUACGCUGAUAGAAAGAUGGCUAACGGCACAUUUACUCCAGAGACUUUCUUGGUGUUAGCCAUGUGCGUUAGUUGGUGUUUGCCGUGUGGGUUAUUCAUAUUCGGAUGGGCAGCCAGUGUUCAUUGGAUGGUACCGAUAGCAGCAGAGCUUUUAUUUGUUAUGUGUGAUUUCAAUCUUUGGGAAUCUAUCUUUUCAUAUUUGGCUGUCUCUUAUCCCAAAUACGUGGCAUCUGUAUUCGCAGGUAAUGGUGUUUUGCGUGCUGGAUUUGCCUGUGCAUUCCCACUCUUUGGUAAGGCCAUGUAUGACAAUUUAGCCAUCGACGGAUACCCGGUAGGGUGGGGGUCCUCACUGCUAGGUUUUAUCACUAUUGGAUUAGCACUGCUCCCCUUCCUUUUUUACAAGUAUGGUCCUUACUUACGUAGUAAGUCCAAAUUUACAGGUUAG